AUACAGCUCAGAGCUCUAGUGUAGUUAUCACACACCGAUCGGCACAGUUCGUCAGAAUUGCCGAAGUUUUCCUGGAAAGGAAAGUGCCUAUCAAAAUGAGAACAUUCCUCCUAGGUCUCUCGGUUGUGUUCGUAGCAGCAACACCGGCGAAGGACUGUGUCCUCAACGUUUCCGAGAAUAUGGUGAGACGGUUGUCCAACUCCAAAGGCAGCGGUGUACCGUGUAACCUUAUGUGGGACAAUCUACAACUCCACUUUCACCACACAAACGAUAAUCUGACCGCCUGUCGGGGACGUGAAUUCACCACCAACCCUACCGAACCGUCCGUAGUCGACUGUCAACGGCAGAUCGAGGAGCUAAGGGUAGAAAUUCAAGGUGAUCACAACUACUACCUCAGUACGAUGGAGAAAAAGAUUCAACUGAACGAAUGGGAUACGACACGGUACAAGCAAGAGAAAUCUGCUAUAGGCAAUCAGCUACAAAUAGUCAGCCAAGAUUUCAACUCCAUGUACCGGGAUCUUAUAUUCCUGAACAUUCGGGCCGGCUCGAUUAAGCAGGCGCACCGGUACUAUCAUCGCUAUCUACGGGGUAAACAACCCGUGCAGUUGCAGAAAGAUCUCGUCGAUUGGGUGUACCGCGUUCCUGGCGAGGAAAACGAGCGUCUGGCACAAUUGCUUUACUUCAUUCGGUUGCUUCCUAGCUCCAGACUAAGGCUUUCCCUCUACCUGCUGAUCGAUGACGAGCUGAAGAAACGUCCGAAGCAACGUGACAGCUAUCUGGCGAUGAUUUUAGCGCUCGACGUUGGACGAGUUGCCUUCGAAACGCCGAAUAACCACACCACUCAUCAAGUGUAUCUGAACAUGUUCGAACCAGCGCUGGCCUAUCUGACGCGUUUGGUACAGUCGGGCAACUACGAUGAGCUGGUAACGUUCGCCACCAACCAUCCUUCCCACUUCGAGGAGAUCGAAAACCGGCUCUCGACGAUGGACACAAGCGUCUGGAAUCGGGCCGAUUUCGAUCGGUUGGUAACGUAUCCGAACCGGUUACCGCUGGCAAAGCAACGCCUGGAAGCGUUCCGCAUGCUCGUGCUACAGAUCAAUCAGCGAAACAAGAGCAAUUUUGAGGAUCGGCUUGUGAAGGUAGCCCAGGAACUCGACCGGUGUGAGACGUUCAUCCGGGAGGGUAAAAAUGAUCCGAUCGAUCAAGAUAAACUGCGCUCCGUGAAAGCUCUGUUCGCCAAACUCGAUCCAAGGCGAGAGUACGACCAUUAUCUCGAGCAGGCGAAAAAACAGUAGAACAGAUAAGCUAAGAGCACCACUGCACUCCAGAACAUCAUGUUACACUACGGUUAAUUCUUACAAUACUGCACAAUAAAUAUAACCAUCUUACGCAUAA
This is a messenger RNA of Anopheles stephensi (Asian malaria mosquito), 1395 nucleotides long. RefSeq lists its product as uncharacterized. The transcript has a single exon. Lineage: Eukaryota; Metazoa; Arthropoda; Insecta; Diptera; Culicidae. Bases 96 to 1295 code for a protein of 399 amino acids. The record is from RefSeq and is a predicted model, not a curated record.